This is a messenger RNA of Tigriopus californicus, 464 nucleotides long. Its product is annotated as prosaposin-like. Bases 19 to 321 code for a protein of 100 amino acids. NCBI's taxonomy places the organism in Eukaryota, Metazoa, Arthropoda, Copepoda, Harpacticoida, Harpacticidae. The record is from RefSeq and is a predicted model, not a curated record. The transcript has 2 exons. Gene Ontology annotation, biological process: lipid metabolic process.
GCCCUUGUGGCCUCCACCAUGGCCGUGCCUCAUCACUCCAACAUGAAGGCUCUGAGCCAGGCCAGAAUCGACGUAUUCUGCGACGUCUGCCAGGUUCUCAUCCAAGACUUGGACAACUUCAUCACCGACGACACCACUGAGGAAGACAUCCUUGGAUUCUUGGAAAACAUCUGCGUUCCCCUUGGCAUCAUUGGUUUGGAGGACAUUUGCCGUAACUUCAUCGAAGAGUAUGGACCUCAAAUCAUUGACCAACUGGUCAACGAGAACCUCUCUCCCAGUCUCCUUUGCGGACCCCAGGGCUUGGGAAUUUGCGAUGCCUAAACCGAUCUUCACUUCCGUGGUGUAGAUCUUGCCGAGAUGCCGAAUGAUGUGAUACUACUUACCGAUAAGGAGAUUUUUACAGAGCUCGCCAUCUUCUCGUGAUCAUUCAGAACACCGAAUAAAAAGUCACAAUAACAGAGCGA